GGCGUGGACUCCCACCCAGACGGAAAGGGGCGUGUCUGCCGUGGCUCUGCCGGGGUUCAGAGUUCUCUGGUCGGGGAGCCAAAGAAGACAGGAGCCUGCGGGGAGCGCACGCAGAGAGGAGAGGAGCAGAGGAGGCACAUGGAACAUGUACUGACAACUGAACUGUCCUUCUUGGGGACUUUCAAGUGGACGUUUUUCAAUCAGCGAGACUCGGGUUGCAAUCAACAAUUUGAAGUGUCCAUGGACUGAGAUAUUUAAGUGUUUUUUUGUUUUUUUAAUUGCCGAGAAACAUGCAGAGUGGACUUGGAUGCGCGUUUGGCAUGUGUUGCAUCUCCCGGAGGCAGCAGCGAGACAGAUAAUGCUGGAUAAUAUUCUACCCAUUUUUCUUUUUUUAAAUGACUUUAAAACACAUGAGCUUUGAAUCCAUCAGAUAAGGCAUGCUUCCUUCGUUGUGUCCUUUGGCUCAGCGGCAUUGCGACUCAUGGGAUGUAGCAAAUGGAGAGCUGGGUUCAACUUCGGCCACCACCUGAAGGUGCAGUCCAAGCUGUCAGUCUUCUUGACCAUGAUCCUCUUCUUCACCUACCUGUUCUACUGCCUCAACGGCUUCUGCGAAUCCUUACCUCCACCCGUGUACGACCAACAGACGUCCAACCUCCUUUUAAACCAAAUCCUCCUGGAUGCGGGACAGGACGCGAGACACAAGAACGACGUUACCGCGUCGGCCUCGGCGGGGGACGAGCAGCCACUGGAGCUGGACGACGUGGACUCAGUGUUACAGAAGCUCAGCGGCGAACCGCCCUCCGAGGGCAACAUGUCGGUGGCGAACAGCUUCGGGAGUAAAAAGUUCCCCCAGGCCAUCAUCAUAGGGGUGAAGAAAGGCGGCACGCGCGCGCUCCUGGAGUUCCUCCGCAUCCACCCGGACGUCCGUGCAGUGGGGGCAGAGCCGCACUUCUUCGACCGCUUCUACGACAAAGGCCUGGAGUGGUACAGGAGCCUGAUGCCCCGUACGCUGGAGGGCCAGAUCACGAUGGAGAAAACCCCCAGCUACUUCAUCACCAAGGAGGCCCCGCGCCGCCUCUUCUCCAUGAGCCGCCACACCAAGCUCAUCGUGGUGGUCCGGGACCCCGUGACCCGCGCCGUGUCCGACUACACCCAGACGCUCACCAAGUCCCCGGGCCUGCCCUCCUUCCAGAGCCUGGCCUUCCGCAACGGCUCCUCCACCAUCGACACGGCCUGGAGCGCCGUGCGCAUCGGCAUCUACGCCAAGCACCUGGAGAACUGGCUGCGCUACUUCCCGCUGUCGCGCUUCCUGUUUGUGAGCGGCGAGCGGCUGGUGAUGGACCCGGCCGGGGAGAUGGGCCGCGUGCAGGACUUCCUGGGGCUGAAGCGCGUGGUGACGGACAAGCACUUCUACUUCAACCAGACCAAGGGCUUCCCCUGCCUGAAGAAGCCGGAGGGCAGCAGCCGGCCACGGUGCCUGGGGAAGUCCAAGGGCCGGCCCCACCCACGCAUCCCGGCCCAGGUGCUGAGGAGGCUCAGGGACUUCUACCGGCCCUUCAACCUCAAGUUCUACCAGAUGACGGGGCACGAUUUCGGCUGGGACUGAGCCGACAGACCGGGGGGCUCGUCAGCGCCGAAGCUCUUAGAAAGGAAACUCUCGGUGGAAUUUUGUCGGCAAGACAACCGAACAAACAAACUGAUUUAUAACAAACUGAUAAUGUAGCUUCGCUCGGCCACCGAAGCUCUUACAGUGGUUCCCUUUCAGUUGAUUAAAGCUGUGUACCAAAGUUUCAACCCUGUAGAAAGAGAGUUUUACCAAAUAUUGAGGCUCCUUUGUAUGAACCUUGGACAGUUUUAGGCCUCCCCUCGGACCGUUCUGUCUUGCAGGUAUAGCUGUGUUUUGGCCAGCAGCCUGAACCAAAGCUCAGGGGAAAGGCUGGCCAUAACUCUGCGGUCGGACUUUUCACCUGUUGUCGUUUUUUCUUUUUUUUACAAAGCAUGACUUUAGAGCCAAAGAUAUAUUGAAUAUUUUUGUAUCUUGAGUCCUUGGUCCACUGAGUCAAAAAAGAUGUGUAGUUAAGAUGUGAUUUACUGGAGUUAUUUUGAACGAACAGAGUAGUGCCGCUUUUCCAUAGUGUGUAAAAGGUGACUUUUAACAGAGAUACCUAUUGGUUGACAGAACUUAACUAGUGUAAGAAGAAGGGAUUUCAUUCAAAAUGUUUAUGUGUAAGAAGCCACACGCACACGCACACACACACACACACACACACACAAUUGCACACACAUACACAUCAUACAAUUAUCUUGUGGUUUUGGUGAUGUGGCCGAUUUUUAUUCAGCAAUCAUGCUGGUCUAGUUUCAUUUUUGCACUAAAUUUCAAUCACAAUACAAUGUUGGCCUUAUUAAUAAUGCAUGAUUUAUAAAUAAUUCAUAAAAUAAUAACAUAGAAUAAAAACAAGGUACAAGUUUUAGAGCGCCACACUUUCCAAUAAAUCAUCUGUUUUUGAAUUAGCAUGUAGUCAAUCAUUUGACAUGGCGCUUGACGUAACACGAAAACUUUGGUCAAAUCCAGCACAGUUGCAAUGUGUGUGGAUUCCAGUUAUAGUUUGUCAUUUUAUUCAGCGUGAAUAAUCUUUUAAUAUCUACUUCCUGGUAAAAUAAAACUUUUAACUUUUUUUAAAUAAAACAAUACAAUAAUUCCAAACAUGACUUGUUAUGCGCUGUAAAAUUGCUAUAAUUUAUGUCCAGUCUAAUGCUCUUCUUUUUUACCCUAUGUGUUCAACAACAUAAGCUUAUUUUGUACCACUGUACAUUUCUUAAAGCCUAAUUUAUAAUAAAUGUACAAAAUAUGGUGGAAAUGUUUUCACUGAUGGUUUUGUAUUUGGAUAUUCUGCAAUUCUGAAUAAAGCUUCUAUUCUGAAAGGAAAUAAU
Messenger RNA from Gadus morhua (Atlantic cod), 2931 nucleotides. Its product is annotated as heparan sulfate glucosamine 3-O-sulfotransferase 6. NCBI's taxonomy places the organism in Eukaryota, Metazoa, Chordata, Actinopteri, Gadiformes, Gadidae. The coding region runs from base 482 to 1606 and encodes 374 amino acids. Gene Ontology annotation, molecular function: [heparan sulfate]-glucosamine 3-sulfotransferase activity. The transcript has 2 exons. The record is from RefSeq and is a predicted model, not a curated record.